GGGAGCGUGCCUGAGCGCGCGCGUACAGGCGUGCACGCCUGCAUGCCUGCGCGCGCCGCGUGUGUGUGUUUGUGUGCACGAGAAUUUAUUAUGUAACAUGUUCCCGAUCACAUCCCCAGCCCUGAGUCUGAAGGCAUAAGGUCGCUUUAAGAGAUAUGUGAGCGGCUAUCAGUGAUCCAGGCAGGACACCUCCUCCUCCACCUCCUCCUCCUCCUCCUCCUCCUCCACCACCCCGAUCAAAAACUCCGCUGCUGUGUCUCACCUGAUGCGAAACGGAGCUCCGGACUCCAACAAGGAGGAAUAUAUCGGAUUGAGCGCACGCAGAAGGGGAGACGAGAGUGGCUCUCCACCAUCAACCAGCGGCACCUGUCCGGAGAAAGUCCGCCUGACGCACAGCUGCACACGGACACACACAGCAGCGAGGGGAUACUCCUGUAAAGCUCGGCAGAGAUUAAGGAUGUGGGGAAAACUCUAAAUAUUAUUCAUGAAGUAAUUAAAGCACAUGUGGCACAACAAAUUAGUUUAAUUAGUCCACGUGAAUCCAGGAAAAAACAAAAAACACCAUCAUGGAUCCGCAGCACAACACCAACCACAACCACGCCUUGUGGAAAGAGAUACCGUGGGAUUUCACGGAGGACUGCUCGCUCUCGGUGAGCGGCACCACUUUUCUCAUCAUCGCCUACAGCACGAUGAUGGCAGUCGGCCUCAUCGGGAACUCUUGCCUCGUGUUCGUCAUCAUGCGGCACAAGGAGAUGCGCAACGUCACCAACAUCUUCAUCGCCAACCUGUCCUGCUCUGACAUCCUCAUGUGCAUUGUAUGCCUGCCGGUCACGAUUAUCUACACCCUGAUGGACCGCUGGAUCCUCGGAGAAGCCCUCUGUAAGCUCACGCCUUUCAUCCAGUGCAUAUCGGUCACCGUCUCCAUCUUCUCCCUCGUCCUCAUCGCCAUGGAGCGCUACCAGCUCAUCGUCCACCCGACUGGAUGGAAGCCGGUGGUGGGUCAGUCCUACUUGGCCGUGGCCGUGACUUGGAUCGUGGCCUGCCUAAUCUCUGUGCCUUUCCUGUCAUACAGCGUGCUCACCUCGCCUUUCCAGAACAUGAGCGUCCCUUUCCCCUUCCCGGUCAACGACCACUUUGUUUGCAUGGAGCGGUGGCCAUCCGUCCAAGAGCGGCGAGCUUACACCACCUCCCUGCUCGUCUUCCAGUACUUCCUUCCUCUCGCCCUCAUCAUGGUGUGCUACCUGCACGUCUUCCUCCGUCUUCGGAGGAGGAAGGACAUGGUGGAGCGCGGCCGGAACUCCACUCAAAAGAAAAACAAGGGCGCAACGAGGAUCAACGCCAUGUUGAUCUCCAUAGUGGUGGUGUUCGCCCUGUCCUGGCUCCCCCUCAACAUCUUCAACACCGUGUUUGACUGGAACCACGAGGCCAUCCCGACCUGCGGCCACGACAUCAUCUUCUCCUUCUGCCACCUCACGGCCAUGGCGUCCGCCUGUGUCAACCCCAUCAUCUACGGCUUCCUCAACAGCAACUUCCAGAAACAGCUCAAGUCCACGCUGUUGCGUUGUCGCUGCUGGGGGGUGGCAGAGAGGUACGAGAGCGUCCCGCUCUCCACCGUCAGCACCGAGGUCACCAAGGGGUCGAUCUUGAGCAAUGGAUCUAUCAGCAUCAAUUCUUAAACCCAAGCUUUUUCAGUCAAAGACAAAGAAACUAGCAGAGGGCCUCUUCCGCCCUCAUUGUGUCAUCCCGUGAAGCUUUUCUUGCUUCGUUGCGUCCAAAAGCAAGGUUGACAUUUACAAAGUUACAAACCUCACAACAGCAGCCCGGAGGGAGUCGACUGAAAACAGCUUGGCGCCGUGCCCUCGAUUCAACAUGAAUCACAUCUAAGAGGAAGUAGAUAACAAGAAUGAUGGUACAAAGGUUGGACAAGUUUAAGUAUUGUUGUGUGACUGAAGGCACUUUACAUAAGCACUUUUGGAUAGUUCAUUCCCCCGUGUGCUGUGUGCACAAACACAUGAAGAGACAGCGUUUAAUCCGGCUUAUAUGUUUUCUUUCCAAAGAUCUGGGAUCUGCUCAGAAAUCACGUUUAAAAUGAGACAUCCAGGGUUUGUUUUCCACCACUGGGCUCAUGUUCUUUUCACUUUAGCUGUUUUAUGUUAUUAGUAUUGAUGAAAAUAUUAAGGGAUUGUGAACUGUGAUGUGUUAACGCGUAACCGAUGGAGAAAACAUUAAAUGUGACUCCAGGCGUUUCAUUUAGACGACGUACUAACAUCAUCUUAAUGUAUUUCUUAUUACCUAAAGUCACCACAGACGGCGUAAUGAUCUUUUUAAACUCGAAACCUCGGCAUACAUUUCAUGCUGUCGCCGAGGUCUGCGCUCCAGUGUAUUCUGCCAUACAAUAACCAUAUAUCAAGUGCCAUAAAACAAAAUAAAAGUGGCAGUUAGUGGGGACAUUGCCCGAGUUGCUGUAUAUAUAACGUCACUGAAUACAUGUACAGCUUUGUAAAAGAUGUGACACUUGUAGUUUAUGGUGGUGUGGUUUAUGGGAAUAAAGAGCACUGUGUAGCGUAGCAGAUAUCUGUUAUUGGUCACUUCUCUUUGUGCUGUUGAACUGAAUUAAAACAUUUACUUU
Messenger RNA from Larimichthys crocea (large yellow croaker), 2629 nucleotides. RefSeq names its product neuropeptide Y receptor Y8b (gene npy8br). The transcript has 3 exons. NCBI's taxonomy places the organism in Eukaryota, Metazoa, Chordata, Actinopteri, Sciaenidae. Gene Ontology annotation, biological process: G protein-coupled receptor signaling pathway. The coding region runs from base 567 to 1676 and encodes 369 amino acids. Gene Ontology annotation, molecular function: neuropeptide binding; neuropeptide Y receptor activity. The record is from RefSeq and is a predicted model, not a curated record. Gene Ontology annotation, cellular component: neuron projection; plasma membrane.